This is a messenger RNA of Lactuca saligna, 594 nucleotides long. The record is from the annotation of a GenBank genome assembly. NCBI's taxonomy places the organism in Eukaryota, Viridiplantae, Streptophyta, Magnoliopsida, Asterales, Asteraceae.
CUUGAAUACAUUCUUAGACACGUAUCAUCGGCUCUCGUCUCUGGUCUCUCCCCCUCUUCGCAUUAGACAACAGACUUAAUUCAGUGCACCACUCACCUGCAACAGCAAGUCAGCAACUCCUACCUGAUCGCCGAUCGCCAUCAAGAAAUCAAGUUCGACUGAAACCAGCAAGUCAGCAACCUCCGGCGUCAAGAACUCAAGUCAGUAGCCAAGGUCGACAAUUAUCGACUGCAGUCUGCAUUCUGCAACCAUCGAAGCUGCUAAGCGAAUCUCAGCCUGCUUCCAUUUUUUUGUUUCAUGCAGAAAUCCCAAGGUUUUAAGGAGCCAAAUUUUCACCAUCUUCAGAUUUGGAAUUGGGUGUUGUUGGAAACUAUUAAACCACAGUUUCUUCAUCAAGAUAAGAUUGUGUCUUCAUACAAGGACAUGGUAAGUGCAUUUCGUACAAUUCUCUAUGUUGAUCAGAUGAAAUUCAUGAAGGAGAAUUUGAUAAUUAGUGAAGAAGUGGGUACGGGCAUAAUGAUGGGAAUCGUCGACGAAAUGGAAAAAUGGAUGAGAGAGGUAGGGGUAAUGGUGGCUUUUGGGGAAGACGAUUGA